Messenger RNA from Necator americanus (New World hookworm), 444 nucleotides. RefSeq lists its product as uncharacterized. Lineage: Eukaryota; Metazoa; Nematoda; Chromadorea; Rhabditida; Ancylostomatidae. The transcript is spliced from 3 exons. The coding region runs from base 1 to 444 and encodes 147 amino acids. The record is from RefSeq and is a predicted model, not a curated record.
AUGGAGUGCGAACCAAGGAUUGAAGAUGGUUCAGUUCCUGUCGAUGGCACCGAAUUAAACAAAGUGGACUGUUUCAAGUACCUUGAAUCCGAAGUGACUUCCACAGGCGACAUUGAUCAAGAAUGUCGAGCUCGUGUUAAUGCGACAUGGGACGGUUCUAUGGUUGUGCGUCCUGUUGCGAUCGUUCUAUUGCGAAUGCUGGACGAAAGCCUUAGAAAAAGUGUUGCACGCUAUGGAGAUGCGGAUGUUGAGGUGAUGGGUGUUAAUAGGCGUGAGGCCACACCGCAGACCAAGGAUACGCUGGUUAGACUGUGUGAAGUUGAAUAUGAUAGAUGUGCGUUCGUGUACGGCUCAUGCUCCAGAUCGAACCAAAUGGAAGACAGGAAGCAGAAAGGCGGACUCUACAACAACGAGGGACAAACGCUAGGAAGAAGAAGAGGCUAG